Messenger RNA from Vollenhovia emeryi, 3050 nucleotides. RefSeq names its product C-1-tetrahydrofolate synthase, cytoplasmic (gene pug). The coding region runs from base 81 to 2936 and encodes 951 amino acids. The record is from RefSeq and is a predicted model, not a curated record. Gene Ontology annotation, molecular function: methylenetetrahydrofolate dehydrogenase (NADP+) activity; methenyltetrahydrofolate cyclohydrolase activity; ATP binding. Gene Ontology annotation, biological process: tetrahydrofolate interconversion. The transcript is spliced from 13 exons. Gene Ontology annotation, cellular component: cytosol. NCBI's taxonomy places the organism in Eukaryota, Metazoa, Arthropoda, Insecta, Hymenoptera, Formicidae.
CACUUUAGCAAAGUUGCAUCUAUCGGCGAAAACUAAGUACAACUAGCAGUUGUCGUCGAGUCGUUGCGUUAAAUCGUCCCAUGAUACGAAUAUCCGGAGCCCUUAAACUUCUAACCAGAGCCAUGUCCACGGACGUACGAGGAGUUGUAUUGUCUGGAACCCAAUUGGCAAAAGAAAUCCGAGACGGCCUAAUCAGAGAUGUGAGCGCCAUAAAAGAGAAAUUGCCUGACUUUGCACCCGGCCUGGCUAUCGUCCAGGUAGGCGCAAGGGAAGAUUCGAAUGUCUACAUAAAGAUGAAAACUAACGCGGCCCGCGAAAUAGGCAUCGAUGUUCAACGUUGUCAGCUUCCUAACACCACGACGGAGAUAGAGCUCAUCAACAAAGUUACCAAACUGAAUAAUGAUCCCAACGUUCACGGGAUUAUUGUGCAAAUGCCGCUUGACAGUAUCAAUAAAAUCAAUUCUCACCUAAUCACCGAUCUGGUAUCGCCGGAAAAAGACGUCGAUGGACUAAAUACUAUCAACGAAGGUCGAGUUGCGAUCGGCGACAUGUCCGGAUUUUUGCCAUGCACUCCGAACGGCUGCAUCGAAUUAAUUAAGAGGAGCGGCGUGACUAUCGCCGGUGCCCAAGCCGUUGUUUUAGGGAGAAGCAAGAUUGUCGGCACGCCCGUUGCCGAACUAUUAAAAUGGCAUAAUGCCACUGUAACGGUCUGCCACUCUAAAACGAAGAAUCUUUCUGACGUUGUGCGUCAAGCCGAUAUUUUAGUGGUUGGCAUAGGCCAACCCAAAUUAGUUAAGGGUGAUUGGAUUAAACCGGGCGCCGUUGUUAUCGAUUGCGGCAUCAAUCCUAUACCAGAUCCCACGAAGAAAAGUGGACAGCGUUUAGUGGGCGACGUCGCGUACCAGGAAGCUGCUAAAGUAGCUUCGUACAUUACACCGGUGCCGGGCGGCGUUGGGCCAAUGACAGUGGCGAUGUUGAUGAAAAACACCGUGAUAUCCGCGAAAAAGUCGGCGGAGAAGCUUCUCAGUACCCACUGGAAAUUGCGGAUUCUUAAGUUGAAUCUCGUGAAACCUGUGCCGAGCGACAUCGAGAUCUCCAGGAGUCAGGAGCCGAAACCGAUCGCCGUGCUGGCCGACGAGAUCGGGCUGCUGGCGAACGAGUUCAGCCCUUACGGCAACAAGAAGGCCAAGGUCGGCCUCGGCGUGCUGAAACGACUGAAGAAUCAACCAAAUGGCAAGUACGUCGUGGUGGCGGGCAUCACGCCAACGCCGUUCGGCGAGGGAAAGAGCACGACUUCCCUCGGAUUGGUGCAAGCACUAACGGCGCACAGAGGCAUAAAUUCUUUCCUCACCGUCAGACAACCCAGCCAGGGACCUACGUUCGGCGUUAAAGGAGGAGCCGCCGGAGGAGGAUACUCGCAGGUAAUACCGAUGGAGGAAUUCAAUCUUCACCUGACCGGGGACAUUCAUGCUGUUAGCGCCGCGAACAAUCUUAUGGCGGCGCAAAUUGACGCGCGAUACUUCCACGAAUCGACCCAGAACGACAAGGCUCUGUACGAUCGGCUGGUGCCGACGAUCAAGGGUGUCAGAAAGUUCUCCAAGAUCCAGCUGAAACGACUGCAAAAACUUGGCAUCACGAAAACCGACCCGAACUCACUCACGGAGGAGGAGCAACGUCGAUUCGCACGGCUCGACAUUGAUCCAAACAAUAUCACGUGGACGCGAGUGGUGGAUAUUAACGAUCGGUUUUUGCGGAAAAUCACCAUUGGCCAGAGCCCGACCGAGAAAGGCAGGACAAGAGAGACGUCGUUUUGCAUUUCCGUCGGGUCUGAAAUAAUGGCAAUCCUCGCACUGUCAACCAGCGUCGAUGAUAUGAAGAGGCGGCUUGGUAACAUCGUCGUCGGAUUUAGCAAAAGCGGCGAGCCUUUAACCGCUGAUGAUUUCGGUAUGACGGGAGCAAUGGCGAUUCUGCUAAAAGAUGCUAUAGAACCAACACUUAUGCAAUCAUUGGAAGGUACACCAGUAAUGGUGCACACUGGACCGUUCGCCAAUAUAGCCCACGGUUGUUCAUCGAUUCUCGCUGACGCUAUCGCUUUAAAAUUGGUCGGGCCGGAAGGUAUCCUAAUAACGGAAGCCGGAUUCGCGUCGGAUAUCGGCAUGGAAAAGUUCUUCGACAUCAAGUGUCGUACUUCCGGAUAUGUACCGAAUGCCGUCGUACUCGUGGCGACUAUCAGAGCGUUGAAGAUGCACGGUGGUGGGCCGGCAGUAACGACCGGGGCACCGCUGAAGAGAGAGUAUAUCGAGGAGAAUAUCGAACUCGUUCGAAAGGGCCUGCCAAAUUUGCAAAAACACAUCAGCAAUGGUCUGAAAUACGGCAUGCCCGUAGUGGUCGCCAUCAACUCUCACAGUACCGACACUCAAGCGGAGCUAGAUCUCGUUAGGCAAGCGGCGUUGCAGAGCGGUGCAACCGAUGCGGUAAUAUGCACUCAUUGGACCGAAGGUGGGGCAGGUGCCGUAGCCCUUGCGGACGCAGUGAUAGCCGCUACCGAAAAGAAAACUAAUUUCAAGCUGUUGUACGACCUCGAGAGCAGCAUCGAAGAAAAGAUUACCAAGAUCGCCAAAGAGAUAUACGGCGCUGGCCAGGUCGUUCUCGCGGAGAAGGUGCAGAAAAAAAUUGAAAACUACAACAAGUUAGGGUAUAACAAGCUCCCAAUAUGUAUGGCGAAAACAUCAAAUUCGUUAACGGGAGAUCCAAGUAUCAAAGGUGCACCAACCGGCUUCACCCUCGAUAUCACGGACAUAUUCGUUUCGGUCGGCGCCGGAUUUGUCGUUCCCAUGGUGGGAGAGAUUAUGAUGAUGCCCGGACUGUCGACCAGACCAAGUAUCUACGACAUGGACUGGAACGGCGAAACGGAUGAAAUAGAAGGCCUAUUUUAAAUACCUACUUUCUUUUUUCAACGAAGAGCAUCUUUGCAAUACAUAAUGCGUAUUAACAAUUCCUCAGCAAGUUCAUAUGUCUAUACAUAAUCGCCAAUAAAUUCUUCUAUUGUU